Ipomoea triloba (trilobed morning glory) is the source of this 1380-nucleotide messenger RNA. RefSeq names its product protein ABHD11. Lineage: Eukaryota; Viridiplantae; Streptophyta; Magnoliopsida; Solanales; Convolvulaceae. The record is from RefSeq and is a predicted model, not a curated record. The coding region runs from base 51 to 1022 and encodes 323 amino acids. The transcript has 5 exons.
CUUCUUCUGCAACUCUCUUUCUUAAUUGGCGAGGACACAGAGCUUCUACGAUGUCUGGAGCUCUCAGAAGCAGACAGGUUCGUAGCAUAGUUAACCGCUUGCUCAUAUUUUCCACGCCGGUUCACUCGCGGUUAAUCUCAACCUUAGCUUUCGAUGAAGUCCGGUCAUCGCCGGACCGGCCCUACACUUUCACAGCUUUAAUUCUUCACGGCCUCUUAGGCUCCGGCCGCAACUGGCGUUCCUUCUCUCGCUCCCUCGCCUCCUCUCUACCUUCUGAAUGGAGGAUGAUUCUGGUGGACCUAAGGAACCACGGGAGGUCAGCAGAGAUUGGAGGCUUCGAGCCGCCGCACACCAUGGAAAAUGCUGCGAAUGAUGUGGCCAAUUUGGUCAAAUCACAAGGCUGGAAUUGGCCUGAUGUGGUUAUCGGCCACUCCAUGGGAGGCAAGGUGACGUUACAGUUCGCUCAGAGCUGUUCUCGUGGCGAUUAUGGACAAUCAGCUCAAUUGCCUAAGCAGCUAUGGAUUUUGGACUCGGUCCCUGGAAAAGUGGGCCAAGAAAACAGUGAUGGAGAAGUGGAGAAAGUUUUGCAAACCUUGCAGAGCUUACCUUCAUCUAUACCAUCAAGAAAAUGGCUGGUGGAUUACUUGCUGAAGCUUGGGUUUUCAAAGGCGUUGUCAGAAUGGUUAGGCAGCAACCUCAAGAAAUCGGGAGAUGAAAUGACAUGGACCUUCAAUAUAGAUGCUGCUGUCCAAAUGUUUCAGUCUUAUAGGGAGACUGAUUAUUGGCCUUUAUUGGAGCAUCCACCCAAAGGUACAGAGAUAUCUAUUGUUCGUGCAGAGAAAAGUGACAGGUGGGAACCAGAGGUGAUUGAACGGCUUGAAAGCCUUGGCAGCAGAAAAAGCAAUGAAGCUGAAGGCAAGUUCUCUUAUCAUAUUCUUCCCAACUCUGGCCAUUGGGUUCAUGUUGAGAAUCCAAAGGGGCUCCUUCAGAUUGUAGCUCCAAAGUUGUCCUCCCUGGUUUAGCCACAUCUCUUCUGCUCUCAAUCCUUCAUUUUUCGUGUUCCUAAUCCAUCCUUUCCUUGAAAAAUAAAGGAAUAUUUCGAUUCUUUUCUCAAUUGCUGACUGUCCUCUUCUGAUAAAUAUAUAUUUGUGGCUGCGAGCUCUACGCUUGCAGCAAUAAGUACACGUUGGAGGUGCAACUAAACCUUUAUGAUUCUUUUCUGGUAUAUUAGAAAAGAAACGUUUGUGAUUUCAGUGGAUUUAUAUGAAGUUAUUUGUAUACGAAUCACAAAAUCAUAAUGGUGAUUAACAUUUACACUACAAUUUGCAUCAUCCAAUGUAUUUUGUGAUGCAUGCUAUUCAUAUUCUUACUAGUAAGUAA